Mesoplodon densirostris (Blainville's beaked whale) is the source of this 702-nucleotide messenger RNA. RefSeq names its product anaphase promoting complex subunit 16 (gene ANAPC16). Gene Ontology annotation, cellular component: cytosol; kinetochore; anaphase-promoting complex. Lineage: Eukaryota; Metazoa; Chordata; Mammalia; Artiodactyla; Ziphiidae. Gene Ontology annotation, biological process: protein ubiquitination. The transcript has 4 exons. Bases 189 to 521 code for a protein of 110 amino acids. The record is from RefSeq and is a predicted model, not a curated record.
GAACGCGUUCCCUGCACCUCUCCGCCCCGACCACGCCCACCAUUGCACGGGCACGCGCACGCCGCGGCCUCGAGUACGCCGCCGCCCUCGUCGCAGUAAACGCGGCCGCUCCGGUUGGCCUUGGGGGCGGGGCUGUAGAGGAACGUGCCAAAGCCGCAGAGUGCAGUGAGAAUUCUACUAGAGAGGAAAUGGCUGCCUCUUCAUCAUCCUCCUCAGCCGCUGGGGUCAGUGGAAGUUCUGUCACUGGAUCUGGUUUCAGUGUCUCAGACCUUGCCCCACCACGGAAAGCCCUUUUCACCUACCCCAAAGGAGCUGGAGAGAUGUUAGAAGAUGGCUCUGAGAGAUUCCUCUGUGAAUCCGUUUUCAGCUAUCAAGUGGCAUCUACGCUUAAACAGGUGAAACAUGAUCAGCAGGUUGCUCGGAUGGAAAAACUAGCUGGUCUGGUAGAAGAGCUGGAGGCAGAUGAGUGGCGAUUUAAACCCAUCGAGCAGCUGCUGGGGUUCACACCCUCUUCAGGUUGACCUUGCCUGGACAGUCACCUCUGGGGCACAGCAAGUACAGGUCCAGUGAGGAACUUUUCUUACAGCUUACAUAGCCAUCCAGAGAUUCACAGCUCCAUCACUGAAUUGUUAAUUCACAUCCAUACUUGGUUUCUCUGUAUCUAUCCACAAGCAACAAAUACUUAAAUGUGUGAUCUUACAA